Messenger RNA from Phalaenopsis equestris, 743 nucleotides. RefSeq names its product probable pectinesterase/pectinesterase inhibitor 23. Gene Ontology annotation, biological process: cell wall modification. Gene Ontology annotation, molecular function: pectinesterase inhibitor activity; pectinesterase activity. The record is from RefSeq and is a predicted model, not a curated record. NCBI's taxonomy places the organism in Eukaryota, Viridiplantae, Streptophyta, Magnoliopsida, Asparagales, Orchidaceae.
AUGGCGCGGGACAUGGGCUUCCAGAACACCGCCGGUCCCGCCAAACACCAAGCAGUCGCCCUUCUCGUCCAGACCGACCGCUCCGUCUUCUACCGCUGCCGAAUGGACGCCCACCAGGACACCCUGUACGUCCACACACUACGCCAAUUCUACCGCGAAUGCACCAUCUCCGACAAUAUCGACUUCAUUUUCGGUGACGCAAAAGCCAUCUUCCAAAACUGCCAAAUCCUCGUCCGCAAACCUGAAAACCUCUCGACAACCAGCAGAACAUCGUCACCGCACAAGGUCGCAAGCCGCAAGUCCCGACAAUCCGCAACUGCCAUCAUACUCCAUAACUGCAUCCUCCACAACUACACCAUCACCGCCGACCCGUCUUUCCCCCCCGCUCCCCACUCUAGGAACCCAACCUACCUCGGCAGGCCGUGGAAGGCGUUUUCUAGGACUUUUGUAAUCCUAUCCUUUAUAGAUACGCUCGUACAUCCUAAUGGGUGGCCUUGGCUUGGGGAUUUUGGACUGAGGACGUGCAUCUAUACGGAAGUGGAGAACAGGGGGCCAGGGGCGGAUAAGAGCAGGAGGGUUAAGUGGAAGGGGGUGAAGAACAUUAGUUAUGCGCAUGCGCAGAAGUUCACAGUUGAGUAUUUUCUGUGGGGGAAUGAUUGGCUUCCUUUGACCCAAGUUCCUUAUAUUCCAGCUUUGUUGCCCCCGCCAGAGCCAGGAAGGAUACGUUGAUGACGGAUUUCUUG